Colletotrichum godetiae is the source of this 1313-nucleotide messenger RNA. RefSeq lists its product as uncharacterized. Gene Ontology annotation, molecular function: structural constituent of cell wall. The record is from RefSeq and is a predicted model, not a curated record. NCBI's taxonomy places the organism in Eukaryota, Fungi, Ascomycota, Sordariomycetes, Glomerellales, Glomerellaceae. Gene Ontology annotation, cellular component: fungal-type cell wall. Bases 239 to 1198 code for a protein of 319 amino acids. The transcript has a single exon. Gene Ontology annotation, biological process: fungal-type cell wall organization.
GUCAUCCAGACCGGAUGUGAUCCGGGUUUUACCAGCAAACUACCUCCUGGCCAUCAACGCUAGCUGAAAUGUUUACGUUUAAUCAAACCGUCUUGGCUUCAACUCAAGGUCCUAUAAAUGGUUACCAAAGUUCCCUUGCAAACUCAACUUCUUCUCAACUCAACCCUCACACUCAUUUACAACACUGACAUCAGUCUACCACACUCUUUUACACACGGUUUUCACCACCAAACUCAACAUGUCUUCUCACGUUGCUCCCCUCCUGGCCGGCCUCAUCCUCGGCGCCACCCAGCUCACAUCCGCCUCCCCCGUCGCUGAUGCGCCCAUGCCCGUCGCCGCCCUCCUCAGCAACGGCACCUACACUGAGGUCGUCACCGCCAUCACCACCUACUGCCCCGAACCUACCGUCAUCUACCACGGCAAGUACACCUACACCAUUAAGGAGCCCAUGACCUUCACCAUCACCGACUGCCCCUGCACCAUCACCCACGUCGGCCCCGUUCCUACCGGCGUCGCCCCGGGCCCCGACUGCCCGACCGCCUGCGCCGACGACUACAACAAGUGCCGCAGCGCUCCCGACGCCAACCGCGCCUCUUGCGCCGCCGAGUACGCCGGCUGCCUCGGCUACAGCCCCUUCGGGCCCGAUGGCUCCCUCGUCACCCCCACCGCCUGCUCCGGCACCGCUACCGCCGUCCCCCCCAUCGCGACUGGCAUCGUCCCCCCCAUCAGCGCCGUCCCCCCUAUCGCGACUGGCAUCAUUCCCCCCAUCAGCGCCGUCCCCCCUAUCGCGACUGGCAUCGUUCCCCCCAUCAGCGCCGUCCCCCCCAUCGCGACUGGCAUCGUUCCCCCCGUCAGCGCCGUCCCCCCCAUCGCGACUGGUAUCGUUCCCCCCGCGACCCCUACUGGUGACACUUGCGUCGCGGGCUGCAACGACUCGUACAACAAGUGCCGCAGCGCUCCUGGUGCCAACCGCUCGACCUGCGCUGCUGAGUACGCUGGCUGCCUUGGCUACAGCCCCUUCGGACCUGACGGCUCGCUUAUUACCCCCACUGCUUGCUCUGCUUCUGCUACGGGUGCAGUGCCCACUGCCACCGCGAAGCCUUCGCCUCCUGUGGUCCAGGUUGCGUCUGCUGGACGUACGUCUUUCGGUGUCGCCGUUGCGGCUGUGUGUGGUCUUGCUGCUCUUGCUCUGUUCUAAGGGAUGAUGAGUGGGAGUCUUUCGAGAUUGUGUCUCGGGUUUGUGUAUUGGAUUCUGUGUAGAUAGUUUGCUUUAAUAUGUUAUAUUCAUGAGACCGAUUCUUUGAGCAUUAGGC